Messenger RNA from Paramecium sonneborni, 4101 nucleotides. The record is from the annotation of a GenBank genome assembly. Lineage: Eukaryota; Ciliophora; Oligohymenophorea; Peniculida; Parameciidae.
AUGAAUCCAAAAGGUUUUAAGUUUUAAGUACAAAUUCAUAUUGAAAAAAUUGAAAUGAAGAGCCAACUAUCUUUCAAGAUGUAAGUUGUAUUAAAAUGUGGUAUAAUCUUUUUAUUUUUAUUUAGGAAAUUAAAAAGUUCAAACAUAAUAAUUAGCAGAUUUUAAUUAAGGUAAGGCAAUAAUCAAUGAAACUCUUGCCAUUCAAACAAAUGUAUAUUAAAUAAAUGGAAUAUAUUAAGAAAAGAAAAUGGAAUUAUUAAUUUUGCUCAUUACACCUAAAAGUAAUAAAAAAGCAGGUCAAUGUUUUAUCGAUAUUGCAGAUUAAUUAAACUAAUAAAAAUAUGGUAAUUCAUAAUUCCACUUUAGACAUUAAUGAACAACUUUUUUUAGAAAAUUGUCCUGACACCAAAGCCAAAAUAUUUUCAAAAAUUCAUUUAACAGAAGUUGGAGAAGUAGAGUUAGAUACAAUUCAAUCUCACUCUUCAACAGUAAAUGAGUAAACAUCUGAUAAGAAACUAGGAAUUUUGACUCCAUUUAAAGCAGCCCUCGAAAGUACUGCUAAAAAAUAUUUUGGAGAUUAAUCACCUAAAUAACAAAAUUCUGGAUCUUAAAGUUAAAUAAAAAACCCCUCUUUGACGGAAGUAUCAUCCUAAUUUACUUCUCCGAAAUAAUAAUCAAACUCUAAUUCUUUGAAUUAAGUCCAAUCAGAUUUAUAACAUCUCCACGAAGAACUUAAUUAAUAAAAAAUUUUAAAUAUGGAGAUCAAGGAUCAAAAUAACUAAUUAAAAUAGGAACUUCAAACUGAAAAAGUUAAAAAAGAAGCCCUGAUUUUAUAAGUUUAACAAUAAAAAAAGUAAAUAGAAAAUAUGAUUGAUUAAAACAUUUAUCAAGAAUAGAUAUAUUAAUAUGAACAAUAAUUAAGUUAAUUGUAAAGUUCAUUAAGGUAAGCUUAAAAAGAUAAUGAAAAUCUCACGUAAAACUAUAAAAAAGCUAUGUAAAAGUAUAAUAAAUUAUCAGACGAGUAUAAUUAAUAUUAAAAUAAUAUUAAUUCAGAAGAAAAGAAUUUUUCUUCAUUAAAAUAAAAAAUAUAAGAAUUGGAAGAAAUAUGUUAGAAAAAAGACUAAUAAUAUUCUAUUUUAGAGAAAUCUAAUAAAGAUAGUUAAAUAAGUAAUAUAAAUUUUGAAAAUUAAAUCAUUCAAUUAAAUUAGUAAAUAUUAUAACUCAAAAAUAAACUUGAUGAAAAGGAAGUCUUAAUUGAUUUAUAAAAAGAAAACCUUAAUAAUCUAAAUUUAAUAUUACUAAAUUUAUAAGAUAAAAAUAGUUCUUUUGAGUAAAAUGAAAAAAUGCAAAAAGAAAAAGUAUUGUUAUUUAUAUGAUGAUUAGAUUGAUAUAUAAUCUUAGUAGAUUCUUAAUCAAUAGUAGUAAAUAAUUUAAUAAAGUAUAGAAAUAAAGAAAUAAGAUGAAGAUCUUCUAAAUAAAAAUAAUCUAGUUAUUGAAAAGCUGACAUUGGAGUUAAGUGAAAAAAACAAUGAAUUAAUUUAAUUUUAAACUUUGCUCGAAUAAUAAAAAUAAAAGCAUAAAAUAGAAAUAGAUGAACAUUUAGAAUUACUUUAAAAGUCAAAAUAAGAAACAAUCUCAACAUAAUUGGAAACAGAUUAAAAGUAUAAAGAAAAAUUGUAGAAACUCUUCGAAGAAUUAAAAGAGUAACAAUAGAGAGAGAAUGAACUUAAAGACAAAGUGCUAAUUCUUAUGCAAUAAAUAAAUUAAUUGUAAUAAGUUCUAAACGAUAGCAUCAGUUAGACAGAGGUUAUGAGAAGGUUGUUUAUUGACUCAUAAAUAUCUAACACUGAAGCAGAUCUUCCAAAUUAAUUAAUAGAAUUAAAUAGAUUAAUAGUUUCAAAAUUUUCUAAGUUAAAUUAGGAUAUAGAAUAACUUUAGUAGUAGAUUUUAAAUAAUGAAAAAAGUCAAACUGAAGAUUCAUAAAAUUAACACUAGUUAGUAUUAGAAUAAUUAUAAUUAAAGACGCUUGAAUUGACUUAAGCUAAAUUAAAACUUGAUGAUCUAUAAAAUGAGAAAAUACGUUCGUAAUAAUAAUAAACAACCAAUUAGGAAUUAUUAAAUAAUUUUAAUGAUAUAAUACGUUAAUCAAAUUAAUAGAUUAAAAACUUGGAAAUUUUAUAGAAAGAUUCUCUAGACAAAUCAGUUUCGGAAGAAUAGCUCAAUCGAUUCAAUAGUGAAUAAAAUAAACUAUUUAUUCAAAUUUAGGAUCUUUAAAUUUAAAUUAAAACUUUGUAGAUACAAAUUUUGGAAAAAGAUGAUAUUAUAAAUAAUCUAACAAUCUAAAUAUAAUAAUAAAACUAAAAAAUUUAAGAAUAAAUUAUAAUUAAUGAACAAUUAUAAUGUUAAAUUAAGGAAUAGUUUCACAAUAUAUAAUAGUUAGAGUAGGAAAAUCAAAUAGCAAAAACAGAAUAGGAUAACUAAAAUAAUAAUUUAAUUUUACAAAAUGUUUCUUAAGAAAAAGAAAUAAUUUAAUUGAGAGAAUAAAAUUCAAAAUUAAAUGAGUUGGUAGUUAAUUUGAAUUAGUAACUAAAAGAUUUAUAAAUGGAGAUUCCAUAAUAACAAGACUAAAUAGAGCAAGAAAAAAAUUAAACUGUGAAAUAAUAGUUGGAAUUAGUUUAAAAAUAAGAUAAUUAAACAAAUGAAUAGAAAAUAUUAUCAUUAAAAACAAAUCAAGUAAAUGAUAUAUAAGGUAAUCAAAAUUUAGAGGAUAAUUUAAUAAAUUUUGUUUCAAAAGAAGAAUUUUAAAAGAUUUAAGAUAAAUAAAUUAUUAUGGAACAAUAAAUAGAAGAGUUAAAUAUAUAAUUAAAUUAAUAAACUGCAGCUCUCAUAAAAGCUUAAAAUGCUUAUGAAUAAAUAAUGAAUGAAAAGGUUUCAAUAAUGUAAACGCAGAAAAAUUAUUUAUUGAGAGAAACAGAAUUAUAACUUUAAAUAGAAUAGUUGCAAGCAUAAAAUGAAAAUUUCUAAAAUCAAGAAAAUCAACAGGGGAUUAAAUUUAAUAAUUUCGAACAAUAAAUAUUAUAGAAAAAUAAAACUAUUGAAGAAUUAUAAAUUAAUGCUUAGUAGGCUGAAUUGCGAUUCUAAAAUGAAAUAUAAGAAUUAUAAUAGUAAUUAUUUCUUGAGAAUGAGGAAUGGGAGAAAUAAAAGGAAUUAAUCUAGUAAUAUAUUGAUGAACUAGAACAGAAAGCUUUGGUAUUAAAUAAUUAGAUGAAAGAGAAGGAUGAAGAACUAGAGAAUAUGAAAAAAUUGAAUUACAAUUUAAAUGAUUAAUUAGUUGAAUUGAAAAAUAUAAAUGAAAAAGCAUAGAAAUUAGAGAAAAUAUGUGUAGAGAAUACGUAAAAAUUUGAAGAACAAAUUGAUUAAAUAAAUUUGAAGAAUAUUUUAAAGAAUAAUGAAUUUAUAAAAUAGAUCUAAUAAUUAUAAUCGUAAUCUCAAGAGGAUUAAUUAAAAAUAUAGGAUCUAAAAAAGUAAUUGGAUGAUAAGGAGAAUUCAAUAUAAGAAAAAGAAGGAAGGCAUGCUAUAGAGAUUUAAUUGAUAACUACGAAUUAUAUGAAUCGAUUAAAAGAUAAGGAUGAUGCAAUAUAAAAUUUAUAAUAAGAAAUUUAAAGUUAUUAAUAAGUUGAAUAAGAAUAAUAAAAUGUGAUUAAAUUUUUAGAGAGUGUUAAGGAAAAUUUAGAAUAGCAAAAAUGUGAGAAUUUUGAAUAUAUUUAAAAAAUUUAACUUACAAAUGAAAAAAUUAUAGGGUAAACAGAAUAAUAAGAAUCAUAAAUAAAUUAAUUAUAAAAUACAAUAAAAGAAUUAGAAUAAAAAAAUCAUGAAUUAGAAACAGAGAAAAUUAAUAUCUCAAAUAAUUAUUAAUAGGCAUUGAUUGAAGCUCAAUCACUUAAUCAUACUUAAGAAAAUUCAAAUGAAAUAAUAGAAAAGAUACAAGAAGAGAUUGUUGUAUUAAAAUGUCGUAUAGGUGAUAUGUUCAAUGCAGCUUUAGAAUUUGGAGGCCCAAAAUUAGUUGAUAAAUUGUAAUAAGCAUUAGGUAUUAAAGAAUGA